AUGGAAAAUAGGAAUAAUGUUACUGAGUUUGUUCUCUUGGGACUUUCUAAGAAUAAGAAAGUCCAAAUUCUCUGCUUUCUCUUUUUCUUACUCUGUUACCUGGCUAUCUGGUUGGGGAAUUUGAUUAUUAUGACUUCCAUCACAUGCAGUCAGUUAAUUAAUCAGCCCAUGUACUUCUUCCUUAAUUACCUUGCCCUCUCGGACCUCCUCUACACCUCCACUGUGACACCCAAACUCAUGACAGACUUACUGACAGAGAAGAAGGUCAUUUCCUAUAAAAACUGCAUGACACAGCUGUUUACCACACACUUCUUUGGAGGGGUCGAGGUCUUCAUCAUCACAGGAAUGGCCUAUGACCGCUACGUGGCCAUCUGCAAGCCACUCCAUUAUGCCAUCCUCAUGAGCAGGCAAAGGUGUAACUCAAUUCUCAGGGCAUCCUGUGCAGGGGGCUUUCUGCAUUCCCUUGGAUUGUUUCUUCUUACAAUUUUUUUACCGUUCUGUGGCCCCAAUGAAAUUGAUCAUUAUUUUUGUGAUGUAUACCCUUUGUUGAAACUGGCCUGCACUGAUACACACAAAAUCGGUUUCUUAGUCAUUGCCAAUUCAGGCCUGAUGGGACUGGUGAUCUUCGUGGUUUUGAUGGCCUCCUACUUUAUGAUUUUAUAUAAUGUGAGAGCAUAUUCUGCCGAGAACCGCCACAAAGCACUUUCCACUUGCAGCUCGCACAUCACGGUUGUGAUCCUGUUUUUCGCACCUGUCAUCUUUGUUUACAUUAGACCCCCCACAACUUUACCAGAAGAUAAAGUGUUUACACUCUUCUACACAAUCAUUGUCCCCAUGCUCAAUCCUCUUAUCUACACACUUAGAAAUACAGAAAUGAAAAAUGCCAUAAAGAAAGUUUGGUGCACUGGAAGAUUUUGGAAAGGGAAUCCAAUGAUUUGA
Mustela erminea (ermine) is the source of this 939-nucleotide messenger RNA. RefSeq names its product olfactory receptor 4P4-like. Gene Ontology annotation, cellular component: membrane. The transcript has a single exon. Lineage: Eukaryota; Metazoa; Chordata; Mammalia; Carnivora; Mustelidae. The record is from RefSeq and is a predicted model, not a curated record. Gene Ontology annotation, biological process: G protein-coupled receptor signaling pathway. Gene Ontology annotation, molecular function: olfactory receptor activity; G protein-coupled receptor activity. The coding region runs from base 1 to 939 and encodes 312 amino acids.